UGCCAAAAACCUUUUGCUGGCCGGCCCAUGAUCGAGUGCAGCCAAUGUGGCACCUGGAUCCACCUGUCCUGCGCCAAGGUGAAGAAAAACAACGUCCCCGACGUCUUCUAUUGCCAAAAAUGCCGUGAGGGUCCUCGCAGGGCCACCCCCGCCACCCCCCGGGCCACGGGCGACUCCUAAACCCCCCAAAAAAUGGAAAUUUUGGGGCUCCCCAGCCAGGGUUUGUGCUCAAAAUCGGAAAUUUUGGGGUUGCCGCCUUCCCUGGGGUUUGAAGGUUUGGAGGUUCCUUCCCCUAAAAAUGAGAAGUUUGAUCCAACCCCAGUUGUCAAAAUUUGGAAUUUUGCAAGGGGUUGGAUGUCACCCUAGAAUUGUGAGGUUCAAACAGAUUUUGUUGGAGAUUUUGGGGUUUGUGGCUCUCCCCUAGAACUGGGAGGUUUGAGGGUUGGAAGGUGCCCCAAAAUUGGAGAUUUUGGGGGUUUGGAACCUCCCCUAACCCCCUCCCCAAAUUGUGAGGGUUUGUAAAAGCCCUGAAAUUGUGAGAUUUUGGGUCCAGCUCCCUCAAAAAUGGGGAGGUUUGGGGGGACUUUUACCCACUCCCCCAUGAGUUGUGGGGUUUUGGGGGUUCUGGUUAAAAUUUGGGGGGGGUUUUGGGGUCCCUCAUCUGCAGGACAGGAGGGUUUUGGGGUCCCGUUUUGGGGUACAGGAUUUGGGGGGGCUCUUACCCCAAAUCAUGAGUUUUUUUGGGUCCCCCACCCCCAAGAUGGGAAGAUUUUGGGGGGACGGGGGAGUUCCCUCACCCCAAAUUAAGACUGGGGGAGCCCCCCCUUAAAUAGGGGAGGUUUGGGGGGUCCCCUACCCCAAAUUAUGAGAUUUUGGGGUCCCCCACCCCUAGGAAAGGAGGGUUUGGGGGUCCUUUACCCCAAACAAAAAGAUUUUUUUGGGGAGUCCCCCUAAAAUAGGGGGAUUUUGGGGGUGUUCUUUGCCCCAAAUCAUGAGAUUUUGGGGUGUCCCACCCCCCAGAAAAGGAGAAUUUGGGGGCCCCACACCCCCAAGUAAGAUUUGGGGAAAACUCCCCUAGGAGAGGAGGUUUUGGGGUCCCCUACCCCAAAAUAAGAGAGUUUUGGGGUUCCCUGCCCCAUGUUAUGAGGUUUUGGGGUCCCAGUUAAAAUUUUGGGGACCCCACUAAGUUCAAGGGGUUUUGGGGUUUUUUAACCCCCUCCCCCCCCCAGGGCACGAAGUUUGGGGGUCCUGUACCCCAAUUCAUGAGGUUUUGGGGUGUCUCAAGCCCUGAAUUGGGGAGGGGGAUUUGGGGGUCCCUCCCCCCAAACUCUGAGGUUUUGGAAACAAGUUUUUUCAUGUGUGUUAUUUUUCUAAACGUUCCCUGCACCCCCACUUUUUUGGGGGGGGCGCCCCCCAAGUUUCUGGGGGUGUUUCGAGCAUUUUUGCAGGGGGGGCACCCCCAAAACAAGAAGGGUCUGUCCCAGUUUGGGGGGAGUUUAAGGGGGGGAUUUGGGGGAUUCCCCCCCUAAACCUCCCCCAGUUGGAAUUUGGGGGGCGCCCCCCUCCCACCUUUUAUUCCUUUUCCCUCUUUGUUUGAAGGAUAAUAUUUUGGAUUUUGGGGGGCUGCAGCCCCUCCCGUUGUAAAUAAACAGCGCCGUUGCUUCGUA
Messenger RNA from Zonotrichia albicollis (white-throated sparrow), 1667 nucleotides. The record is from RefSeq and is a predicted model, not a curated record. NCBI's taxonomy places the organism in Eukaryota, Metazoa, Chordata, Aves, Passeriformes, Passerellidae.